Molecule: messenger RNA, 3295 nt
Organism: Lotus japonicus
Lineage: Eukaryota; Viridiplantae; Streptophyta; Magnoliopsida; Fabales; Fabaceae
Product: ADP-ribosylation factor GTPase-activating protein AGD3
Exons: 19
Coding region: 285-2777 (830 amino acids)
Cellular component (GO): cytoplasm
Molecular function (GO): GTPase activator activity; protein binding
Source: RefSeq, a predicted model, not a curated record
CUCACUUUUCCUUCUUCACUCACACACACUACCAACAACAACAGCACACACAUCAAGAAAUCAAAUCAUACGGAGCCUCGAACUCCAACGUUGUCUCUCUGUUUCUUCUUCUCGUGCUCAGCUAGGGUUUUGAGUUCGAAGCUGAAUCGGAGGCGGUGGUGCUGAAGUGAAGCUGAUGCAGAUGAAUUUGAAGAUCGAGCAUUGUGUUGACGGUGCUGUGGUAAGGAGCUGAAGCUGCUUUUAGAGACUGAAAUUGACAUAGGAAGCUUUGGUUCUUUGUCAAAAUGCAAUUCGCCAAGCUCGAUGACUCUCCUAUGUUCCGCAAGCAGAUACAAUGCAUGGAGGAAAGUGCUGAAUCUUUGAGAGAGAGAAGUUUAAAAUUUUACAAAGGAUGUAGAAAAUACACUGAAGGACUUGGGGAGGCAUAUGAUGGAGAUAUUGCAUUUGCAAGUUCCCUAGAAACUUUUGGUGGUGGGCAUAAUGAUCCAAUCAGUGUGGCCUUCGGAGGCCCUGUUAUGACCAAAUUUACCAUAGCCUUAAGAGAAAUUGGGACAUACAAGGAAGUCCUUCGGUCACAGGUUGAGCACAUGUUAAAUGACAGAUUGCUUCAGUUUGUCAAUAUUGAUUUGCAAGAGGUCAAGGAAGCACGGAAGCGCUUUGACAAAGCUAGCCUUAUUUAUGACCAGACUCGUGAAAAGUUUCUAUCACUGAGAAAAGGCACAAAAACUGAUGUAGCUACUGCUCUUGAAGAGGAGCUUCAUAGUUCAAGAUCUACAUUUGAGCAAGCUCGGUUUAAUCUGGUUACUGCCUUGUCAAAUGUUGAAGCAAAGAAGAGAUUUGAAUUUUUGGAAGCAGUGAGUGGGACCAUGGAUGCACAUCUUCGUUACUUCAAACAGGGUUAUGAAUUGUUGCACCAAAUGGAGCCAUAUAUUAACCAGGUCUUGACUUAUGCUCAGCAAUCAAGAGAAAGGUCAAAUUAUGAACAAGCAGCUCUCAAUGAAAGAAUGCAGGAUUACAAACGGCAGAUUGAUCGAGAGAGUAGAUGGGCUUCAAAUGGUUCUAAUGGGUCUCCUAAUGGAGAUGGUAUACAAGCUAUUGGUAGAAGUUCACAUAAAAUGAUAGAGGCAGUCAUGCAAUCUGCUGCAAAGGGAAAGGUUCAAACUAUUCGACAAGGUUAUCUCUCAAAGCGUUCCUCAAACUUAAGGGGAGACUGGAAAAGGAGGUUUUUCGUUCUUGAUAGCCGGGGAAUGCUGUAUUACUACCGUAAACAAGUCGGCAAAUCAUCUGGGUCUAGUACUCAGCACUCUGGUCAGAGGAAUAGUUCUGAGCUUGGUUCUGGUAUUUUAAGUCGAUGGCUAUCUUCUUCUCAUCACCAUCAUCAUCAUGGUGGCGUACAUGAUGAGAAAUCUGUUGCUCAUCACACUGUGAACCUGCUUACAUCAACAAUCAAAGUUGAUGCCGACCAAUCAGAUUUGCGUUUUUGCUUCAGGAUCAUUUCACCAACAAAGAACUAUACUUUGCAGGCAGAAAGUGCACUGGACCAAAUGGAUUGGAUUGAAAAGAUCACAGGGGUUAUUGCCUCGUUGUUGAGUUCUCAGAUUCCUGAAAGGAUGUUACCUGCAAGUCCAAUGGGAAGCGGUCAUAAUCGGUCUACCAGUGAGAGUAGUUCUUUUGAAAGUUCAGAUUUCGACCACACAACUGUUGAAGAAUAUGCUGAUAGAAGUUUUGCUUCUGCGCAUAUGGAGCGCCCCUCAAGAAGUAUGCACCAGCAGCGGUCCUGUACUAAAAGUGAGAAGCCCAUUGAUGUGUUGCGAAAAGUUAUUGGAAAUGACAAAUGUGCUGAUUGUGGUGCUCCUGAACCUGAUUGGGCAUCUCUAAAUCUUGGUGUUCUUGUUUGUAUUGAGUGUUCUGGUGUUCAUCGAAACCUAGGUGUUCACAUAUCAAAGGUCAGAUCUCUCACAUUGGAUGUGAAAGUGUGGGAACCUUCUGUAAUAAGUUUGUUUCAGUCUCUUGGGAAUACUUUUGCUAACUCUGUCUGGGAGGAACUAUUGCAAUCAAGAAGUGCCUUUCAGGUUGAUCUUGUCUCUACAGGCUUUAGCAAGUCUGAUAAACAAAUGAUGCUUUUCAUCACCAAACCUAGUCAAUCUGAUUCUCUCUCUGUCAAGGAAAAGUUCAUCCAUGCAAAGUAUGCUGAGAAGAUUUUUGUUCGCAAGCCCAAGGACAAUCAAUACCGUCUCCUGGUGGCGCAGCAGAUCUGGGAGGCUGUUCGUGCUAACGACAAAAAAGCUGUAUACCGCUACAUUGUUCACUCUGACAUUGAUGUUAAUGCUGUUUAUGAGCAAACUGGCUCCAACUCUUUAACCCUUGCCAAAGUAAUGCUAUUACAAGAGCAGACAAGCCUUGAUCGCAGCUCUAGUUUAGCGGGAAACGCAUUGGACUGGUCCUCUAAUAACCAUUUGAGUUCGGUGGGUGCGAAAGAAGGGCAGGCCAUGGAUAAUCUAGAUGGGUGCACACUACUUCACCUUGCUUGUGAAACCGGAGACAUUGGCAUGUUGGAGCUCCUCCUACAAUAUGGUGCAAAUGUUAAUGCAACUGAUUCGAGAGGUCAAACACCACUACAUCGCUGUAUUCUCAAAGGAAAAUCUAUACUUGCUAGAUUACUGUUAUCAAGGGGGGCCGAUCCUCGAGCUGUGGAUGACCAGGGAAGAACCCCUAUUGAGCUUGCUGCAGAAUCAAAUGCUGAUGACCAUGCUCCAUUGGCUGAUUCUAAUGGAUGACAAAAUAGAAAGACGCUGGAGCUCCAAGUAUAUUUACAUAUACAAGAUAUGGAAAGAUUGGAUUAUGUAAAUUUGUAUUUCACAAAUCGAAAAGCUGGUUUUUUCCUUUUUCUGUUGAAGGAAAUGCUACUAGAGUGAAGGAUUAAAGGAGAGUGGUAGGUUGUAAUGUCUGCCCCUUUGGUCGUGUGCAAAACAGUGACAAGAUUUGUAAUGUAAAAUGACCACAUUGGUCUGAAUCAAGAGCAAUGUUAUAUACUGGUAGUAGCUCCCAGCCAUCAAGCCAAACCAGCCAGCAAUUUGUAAAAUUCUGCUUGUGUAUUUUUUUUUUUCAUUUGCUUCCUUUGUGGUGAAGCUUUAAAUGCAUCAGGAUAGGGAUUUCUGUAUGUCGUGUACAUUGGUUUCUUUUUGUGAAAGUGUAGUGGCUGUAAUUCGCUUUUGCAUUAGGAUAGGGGUUUCUGUAUGUUGUGUACAUUAUCAACACUCUUGUUUAUUUUAUUUUAUUUUGUCUGAUUCUCCAA